AUGGCUCCCCUUCGACGUCAUAUCGGAGCAAGCCGUAGGAAGAGAAGAGACGAUGAUGGAGAAGACGAGAGUUCUUUGGCGGGCGAUCUUGAAGACGACUCUUUGAGCGAGGGCUCGGUCGACACUCACCAGGAUGAGGACGCCGAUGUAGAGGGCAGUGAGACCGAAGAUGAGAUGCCGACGGCCAAAACAACAAACGACAGGGAAACCGACGAACAAGAGGCUCGGAAUAGCUCUACAUCAACCGGCAAGCCUGAGCUUAAGUCAACAGUUUCAGACACGGAAGCUAUGUUGAAUGGCCUCAAAAUCUCAGGUGAUAUGGAGGAAAUACAUUUUGACCAAGUGAAUCAAGGUAAAGGGCUCCAGGCUGGCCGAACUCCAUCGGCCCCUCCCACUGAGCCGAAACGGGAGGCUCUGGCUGCUCGCAAGCGGCGGGACCAUGACAAGUAUGCAAAGGAGAGAGACCAGAACCCAGCGUUUGUUCCAACUCGGGGAAGCUUUUUCUUGCACGAUAAGCGCACGAUAGAGAUGGGGUCUAAUAACCAUCGCGCGUCCAACAAGGGCAAGACUCGACCGUAUGGUCUCAUUGUGGAUGGCAAUACUCGCAGAGAUUCCAAGGGCGACGUCAGCGUAGGGCUAUGGGCACACGAUCUUCAUGCUACUGUCGCUGGAGAUGAUCCGCCGGUAUCGAAACAACCUGCACCUUCUGUUGCACCCCAACCUGCCGCCGCAGUUCCCACUGCCCCCCGAUCCUCUCCGCCAAACAGGACCUUCUCUAGCACCACAUUGGUCGGUAGUGUGCCUGUCGUAGUAUUUUUGCCGGGAAUGAGUCACCCCACAUCUUUCGCUGCGGUGCCCAAGAAACAGCAUACCCGACUACCUCAACAUCGACCUCCCUUGCGGCGUGACAAACCAGUUAGAAUAUCUCUUCCAAAUCAAAACCCCCGCUAUAUCUUCCCGUCCACAGACCGGUCUUUUAUUUUCAUUCCUCGUGCCCUGCGUCCAAACCAGGGUUGGCGUGGCCGGGGCCGAGGUGGGAUGUAUCCCCCUCGACGGCCAAGUUACUUCCCCGGUGCCUAUCCACCCAGUCUCCCUCCAAGUCGUCGGACCUCACUUGGAAUGUCAUCUCAAGAUGGCUAUCCGUCACCUGCAGGGUCAGUCUACGCUCGACCUAUUAUGCUUCCACCUGAUGCUAGUAAGCCAGUGGUUCGCCUGCCACCUCCGCCCCGUCCAAUGGGCUUCCCGCCGGCACCUGGAAUGCAUAUGGGCCAUCCAGGACCAAUGCAACCUAUGCCUCCGCCUAUGUCUCUCCACCAACAUCCUCCCUAUCGUGAAAGUCGCCCCGCUCCCAUUCCCAUGUAUCAACCUCGCCCGAAGAAGACGGUUUCUGUGGCAGAUAUUGAAAGCCCGGAGAGCUUCCCUUUCAACCCUCCCCAACCGCAGCAAGAACAGCCGUUUCAUCAUCAAGUUCCUGUUCCCGUUUCGGUCAGCGGUCCUGGCCAAGAUGGCGGUGCCCAUGGCCCGCCCAGCCAACCAUCUGCUACGCCUCUCUCUCAAAUCCCCGAGCGUGCUAUCCAUGCACCUUCAUUUCAACCUACCUAUGGCACAACUGGUUACUAUCAGCCUUAUCCUCCUGGGGCGAUGUACUACGCGGGUCAUGAUUAUUCGACAUAUAGUGGACCGAUGGGACCUGGGGCCUCGGUACCAAAUUUCGCUCCUGGGCAGCAACCCUUGCCUUACCAACAAAUGCCCGGGUCCUCUUUGGGUGAACAACACUCGCAAUCCGAAAUGGUUGCUCAUGAGUCUGGUGGGACCGUUUACUUCUAUAAUUCCAACCACAUGUACUCCAAUCCUAACUACGGGCAGUCUGGAGCUGGCCCCGGGGGUGUGGUGGGAAUUGGGGGAAUGAUCACACCUCCGGGAACAAGUUAUUAUUACCCUCAACCUCAACCUCCAGGUCCUGGGAAUGUCUAUUAUGGCGCCCAGUGA
Penicillium angulare is the source of this 1989-nucleotide messenger RNA. RefSeq lists its product as uncharacterized. Lineage: Eukaryota; Fungi; Ascomycota; Eurotiomycetes; Eurotiales; Aspergillaceae. The coding region runs from base 1 to 1989 and encodes 662 amino acids. Gene Ontology annotation, cellular component: exon-exon junction complex. The record is from RefSeq and is a predicted model, not a curated record. Gene Ontology annotation, biological process: mRNA processing. Gene Ontology annotation, molecular function: mRNA binding. The transcript is spliced from 2 exons.